ACUCUACGUUAUUUCUCACUUGCAAUAGGUUUUUGUCAUGGUGAAAUUGUGUCAGUCCAUUAUAGCGCUUCUGGAGUGGUUUCUAGUCACAACUUCACAAAAGACUUUUUUGUGAAAGAUCAGAGAGAUUGUGAGCCAUGUAACACUCUUUCUGUUGAUGUGAAGAAUGGAGUAAGUAAAUAUUAUCCGUUUUCAAAACUGUGACCUUUUGUUCUAUUAUAGUUCAAGCAUUUCUCCCAUCAUUCCCAUCCACUAAUUGCUAGAAUUUUUUCUCUCACUAUUUAGUUUUGGAAAAUGUUUGACUUUUUUGUCCAAUUAAACCUGUUCGGAGAUUCAACCUUACUAAAUAAGACUUCAGAGGGCGUUUUCUUCAGGUAGGAAGAAAAAAAAAGAUUAUUGCAACGCACUGGUUUUUAUUAUUAUUUCUCUUCAGUUGUUGUCUAGUCGAUUUCUUGUUUUUGGGUUUGUUUUUUUCCUUCCUUGUCGAAAAUCUUUCAUGCCUAAUACCUCUAAAGCUCGAUAAGAAAAGGCACCGCACUACGUCUCGACUUUGGAAGUCCACAGCCCUUGGUAACCCGUGUAUCUUCACAGAACAGUAAAUGCCGCCUUAACGCUCGAAAUAAUUUUAAUAAAUGUAUUUGCUGAUAGCGAUUCUAUAUGCCUUUAAAAAAUGCUAUCCGAUUCCUAUUAUACAAGAGUUUAUAAACCAUGUUGCUUGUUCCUGAGUUCUCCAUACAAAUAUCGCCUAAACAGCCUCCGUUUAACGUCCUUUAGAAAUAUGACGUCACAACUUUGCCUGUUCACCUUAAUAGCGCGAGGAAUCACACUAAUGGUUUUAGUGAUCAGUAAGUGAUGGAUUCCCGAGUGACUUCACUCCCCUCUGUGUUUAGAGUAUGCCUCUGAGUCACCUAAUGGUUUGUAUACACUAAAAUACUUAGACGACAAUCUUCGAGUUUACCACCUGUGAUCUAAGUUAAUUUUUUUUGCGUUCGUAAACCUUCUUUUGAUCUUACAUCGUUCUUCAGACCUCCAUCAGUUGGUGGACCAGUUAUCAACGCCACAGAAGCAGCUGAAUUUCCCCCUGACGCAGAAAAAGAGGAAAUGUAAGCCAUGUCUACCUCAUGAUGAGUACAUUAGAAAUUCUCUCGCUCAAACGAUCCAUAUAUUUUUUAUUGUAGUGGCGUGUUCUUCAUCAUGGUGAUGCGACUGGAUGUAAACAUGACAAACUCGUCCAAAGAUUUUCUUGUACUUAAAGAACGAAUACAAAAUGCCUGUUGGCAGUACCUCAGAAUGGUGGUGCAUUUCCAACUGUUUCCCACAGUUUGGCUAAACAAAACAGGUUUCGUUUUCCAGGUGAGGACAUUAUCUAUAUCAUUCUUCAAUGGAUGUAUUUGACUGUAAAAUCAACGGUAAAAUACAACGUUUCGACCUAACUUCGGCAGUCAAAUGUAAGAUCAUAAGAAGGCAGUCAAAUUUGUUCGUGCGCCUCUUUAAAACACUAAAAUUCUUCGUUGAUGCAGAUGACGCCGCCAUCUGCACCAACAUGUUCAAGAACACAGAAGCUCGACUUCAUCCAUUGGCAAGCAUUUUCGUGACAAGCAUUCUUUGGCCCCAGGGGAUCUAACGAAGAAUUUUAGUGUUUUAAAGAAGUGCACGAACAAAUUAGACUGCCUACUUUAUGAAGUGUUUUUUAUUCAAGAACUGAGACCCGCUCUCAAUGUGCAGUCGGACUCAAUUCGUGCAAAGGUUUUUAAUUAGGUUUUUAAUUUUAUUUUUUUUUAAUUAGCUUCUAAUUAUUUCUUCGCCUUGUAUGUUCUUAUUGUCCGUUUACACUUUCAAAAUUUUUUUACACUUCUUACACACCUAGAGAUAUAUUCAUCAUUACAUUCUUACCAUGCACUCACUUGAAAAUGACCGAAGUUAGGUCGAAACGUCGUAUUUUACCGUUGAUUUUUACCGUCAAAAGUUUCAUCCAAUCGCUAUUGAUCGAUAGAUGUACUUCUUAUAUAACGUUCACCGAUGACAUUUUAUCUUUGUUUAGAGCAUUCUGAAGGGCAUCUAUUUCGGCAAGGCACAGUCUUAAAAUUCUUGACAAGAAAAACUUGUGCCUGUUGGCAGUACCUUAGAGGGGUAGCUCAUUUCCAACUGUAUCCCACACUUUUGUUAAACCAAACGAAUUUUCAAUUCGGGUUAAGGUUCGUGAUCGCCAUCGUAAAACAAAAGUGAUAUCUAAAUAAGGAAUUUAAUGUAGUCGUGACUAUGUAAGGCUAUCAUGUGCUAGGCAACUUGAGGAUAUUGGCCGAGCACCUUAAAAGAAAUUUUAAAAAAAUAUAUGCUUCGAAGGACGUAAAACAAAAUACAAUCAAAGUAAAGAGAAAUAAUUAGUCCUUUCCAAAUGCUGCGAAUUGAAAAUACUUUGUGAAACAAAGCUUGAAAUGCAUAUGCUUCAAGUAUUAUUUUGAAUUAUGAAAUACAUAAGUUAGUAAAAAGGUAAAGAUUAAUUUCUAAGGUGUGGCGUCAUUAUUCGAGAUAUUUCGCUGAAAUUAGGACGUUUAUAAUCAUCCAAGUAUUAAUGAUCAGUUCGUGCACUUUUUAAAUCAUCUACGCUUUGUCAAGGAUUGAUAAUGUGAUCUUUUAUAUUCCCAGGAAAUUCCCGAAAGCCAACUCUCUGGCUACUUGAAGCUUUUGAGGACCAAUAAUAACAACAACAAUAAUAAUAAUAAUAAUAAUAAUAAUAAUAAUAAUAAUAAUAAUAACAACUGUGGGAACAAUUCAAGUUACACCGCUGUCCUGUCUUCUAUGGUCAAAUACGUUUCGUUUAUUUUUUCGACGGCUUUUACUAUUUUGAUGGCAGACUAGAAUUCUCGGCUAUUUCCACAUAAAAUUAAGAAUGCGAAAUCCACCUCAAAGCUAGCAGUAGUUAUUUUGUGAUAGCAGAGAUAAUUUCAAAAUUCAAAAAUUGGAAGCCCCUCGAAAAUUAACGGGCUUCUGUGUGUAGCCAAAUACUGGGUAUUAAUAAAAUUAUCCCAUGCCCAAAUUAUAAAUAGGUUUGAAUACACACUGUAACACUGUCAGUUUGGCCAAAACACAUGUGAUAUAGUUUGAAAAAAGCUUAAUAAAAAGUCGAUUGCCGACUCUGACUUUUCAGCCUCUUUUCACGACGAACCUUUGAAAGCUGUUCAGCACGAACAUAGCAAGGUUACCGUAGUUUGUUUCGAUGCAAAUUUCUUUAGAUCUUACAGCGUUUUCUUCAUGGUGUUCCCGCUCUCUUGUCGUUCAUUUACAUUUCGUCGCCUACCACAACAAAUCUUGCGGCUGUCAUCAUGGCAAACAACAAACAAAUCAAGCUGAUUCAGCAAAGUUUGAAAAGGCGGGAAUCGUGACGUUGUUCAGUGCCUAAUGUGACCACUCGUGUUACAUACGAAAAAUAUGCCACUCGGUUGCCGGAUUAAAUGGUCGUGUUGGUUCUACAAUUGCUUCUGUUCCCUGUAAAAUACUUCCCCCCACAUAAUAAUGUAAGUUAGGAACCUAAUUUUCCUGCUCAAAUUUAUGGCCUAAGCGCUUCGUGCUUGGGCCGUAGGCCAAAACGGAAAAACUUCGUCCGGCACCUUGCAUUGCGCACCUCGGACUCGGUUCUUAAGAUGUAUGGGAUCAAUAUCAGUAUCUGGGCAAUUGCCCACCUACCCCUCCCCUAACCUAACAUUAACCUUGACUUGUUGUCAAUUGACAACAAGUCAAGGUUAAUGUUGGAUUAGGGGAGGGGUAGGUGGGCAGUUGCCCAGAUACUGAUGUUGAUCCGAUGUAUGUAUAUCACGAAAAUGAAAUUGAUACGCUAAAAGACCUUAUACACAUGACAUUAGCCCUAAAUAUGCCUAAGUAAUCAAUAAACGACCGCAAGCAUCUUACAGCUUUUAAAAAAAAGAUUGAAUCGAACUAUUGUCACAGCUAGAGUGCACACUAGACUGCACAAUCACGGAAAGCUUACUUGGCCAAUCGCAUAUUGGGAAUCUUUGAGGUUUUGACAGUCAAACAACGGAAUUUUGGGUCACCUGCUUACAUAUGUCGUAAUUGCUACGGAAUAUUUUUUCUCCAAUUUGCUUGCCUUAAAUCUAUUAUUUCGAUCACGUUCAGUUACGGCUAAAACAAUUUUUUACUGAAUUUGAACCAAGAAAUUUAUUUGGAAAAUUAUCUCUCCUACUUACGUUGUGAUGUAUAUGGAAAAAAUGUAAGAAACUGUAUUCCACUUGGUGUUUUUCUGAAAAGGUAAGUGGUUUCAGUUUUUACAGCUGUCUUUCUGUACGGCCCUAGUUUAAAAUUUAGUUGUUUGACUUGCAACGUAGUGUUUUUUCAUUCUUCCAGGGCGAUUUUCACAAUUGCUUGUGGUUAAAGAAUCUUAUACAGGGGAUAUUUGAAUUGAAGCCUUUUUUGAUAGGGGAAACUUUUAUAUAACGCAGUGAAGGGGGAAUUAGUAGUGAGGAUGCUAGAACACUAAAGUGAUAAUGAGUGCAGUGAUUAUGUUCUCACGGCCACUGCCAGUUACGGCGCCAUAGGAGGGACUAUAAAAUUAAAACAGAAGUACUGAAGAAAUAGUGCUAUGUAUUUGAACAGUUAUUUCUUUUUGUAUCUAUCAUAUUGUAUCUAAGUUCCUGAUAUUCUUGACAUCACUUCAGUAGUUCGUAUCAAAUUCAGCUGAACGUACACAAAUACAUCAUCGAUGAAAAAAGGUAAUGAAAUAUUUCAGAACUUAUUCAAGUCACGUUUUAGUUUAAAGACAGGCACGCAACUGAUCUCUGGUUUAAGUUUAAACAAAAGAACUAAAUAAUCGUUCGAGAGUCUGAUCUAGCAAUUGAAAUAGAAGCUUUUGAUCUUGAUAUUCAGCUUGAAUACAGCUAUCUCUGAGCUUUAAAUGAAUUAAACACUGGCCCAAAGUAUGGUAUUUUGUUGUCACGGUGUGAGCAAUGCAGGGAAACAUGUGGGAUGCUUUCUUUUUUUUGAAAAGAAGAACACUCCUAAGAUAUACAAUAGUAAAGGUUGAAAUUAUUUGUCUAUUACCCUCCACCCCCUAAAAACAGUCUGAAGCAAAUUGAAAUGAGCUUGAUCAACUGUUGCUUUCCCAGAGUUUACCAGUGAAACAUGAAUCUCAUUUGUAAAGCUCCCAUUACUUUUUUUAGUUUAUUGAUUUAGCAUUCAAAAUCAACAGUAUGGCGGGAUUUGACUUCUUUAGCUUUCAACGUCAAACACCAACGUAAGUCAACGUUAAAUACCUUUAGUUGCACGCAAUAACUGAUAAUCUAUCAAAUGCAAGACGUUUUUCCUCGCUCAUUGUAAUGCGAAGUAUGAACCUGUUUUAUUCAAUGCCAUAUCACAGAUACAUCCAUGUAGUUCUUUCGUCUAUCCCCACCAAAUUGCAAAACAGCAUUCAAGAACUUUAGAAUUUUGAAUGAAUACCCACAAAGACGUGGGAAAAGCUGAGAACUUCAGCAUCUCGUUAGAUGAAGCCCACAAUGACAUUGUCAAAAAUUCAAUUUUUUCUACUUUGUGACUUUAUCUUUAGUUCAAGAAAGCCCGUUUGAUGUAGCCUUAAUGAUGGGUGCCAGGUUGAAGUCUUCUUCCCAGCAGCACCUUCAUUCUCAUUUCACUGAAGCGUACCUUUUAUGCUAAAAUUCUCCAUUGUGAUCGUUUCUAAGUAAAACAUACCGCAGUUGGACACCUUCCUACGUGCCCAAUCUCUCUUACACGGGCCGUAUCCACUCCUCGAUUACCUGCCAUUAAAUGGGUUCGUUUCGAAAAUAAAACGUCGUGCCAAGGUCCUUAUGAGUAAAAUAAAGGCAAUUUAUUUGUGAUUGGAUCUCGUUAACACAAUUCAGAGAUAAUCGAGCCCAGAAUUUCCACAAUGGCAUUGCUAAAUAACAAGUGCCACCACGCAAAAACGCCAUCAGUAUCUACUAAUUAUGAAUCACUAACUCCAACUUUAAAUAAACGCCCUUUUUACGACUGAAUGCUUGAUUUCGAAUACAGUGAUAUUCAUUCCACUGAGAGAGAACUUAUUCUGGUUGAUAUCUUGUAAUGAUGAAAAAAUCUCUAAGUUACUUAAUGUUUAAUUCAGGAGACUCAGAAGAUUUUGAAGGGCUUAAAAUAUCCCAGAAUACUUCAAAACCGAAGUACUAACUUGUUGCUGAAAGACUAUUUAGAACUAUGUCUGAUUGCUCAGUUCAUGUGUUAUGAUGGUUCAGCACAGCAUAGAAGGAAUUCUGGAGUCAUCUUGGACUCAAGCAUUUUCAAUCAAGUUCUCCCUAACUGACAAAAAUAAUGCGCGCGCAAUGAAGGAAUGUCGCUCGAUCAGUGACUUAAUGUUGACAAUGCUAAAAAUCUGAGAUUUUAAAAAAGUAAGCAAAUCUUGAGACACUUUCACCUGUCGUAGCGUCAGUUCAAAAUUAUUAUGCGAAAUUCGAAUUUUCACACCUUGUUCUUCAACGUCGCAAACAAGAUACAAAUUACAAAAGAACCUAUAUCUGAUGCUUUCCUUAAUGAACAUUUUACUGAGAACGUCAAUUUUAUAAUUUAGACUAGAUAAUGGGGGUAUUUCUUCAGUUAUUUUGUCUUUUUAGAGGCAAUGUCGCUUCUCGCGUUAUAUUAUAUUAUGUUGCUAUAUGUAGAGUUUGUUUUUUAGGUUGAAAGUUCUUUUAAUUUUCAUUUGUGUAAGCCAGGUGAGUAAAGAAAGCGACAGAUGUCAAUUACUGUGUUGUACCUGCCUCUGGUCAGUAAUUGCGGUAGUUUACCUUUCAAACGUCCUCUCUAUCUACCACUACGAUUCGGGUCGGCGUUUUUUUUUAUUAAUUAAAUUGAUUCUGAUCGACUAAAAUUUUAAAAAAUUCAUCGUUAACGUUUACCCUUUUGCCGAGAAUCAGUGCGGAGGAAACAAAUUUUAAUUGCAAGGUAACAUUGAUUGUUUUGGCGUUAUUCGAUUUUUUUUUAAAUAAUCUACGCGACUUAUUGUUGGUUUUUUUUUUCUCCUAAGGAUGGCGUAAGGAUGAUUUAAUACAUGUCUAUUAAAACAAUGUUUAAUGAAGCGUAGUAAACUAAGAACUACAAAGCAUUUGGUUUUAAACUUUCACUUAAAGAGCUUUAAACUGAAACAGAAAUAUUGCGCUCUCAAUGUUCAGCGUAAACGGGCGAUUAAUGUUGACAUUGAACAAGUCAUUAAUUCCUUCCGUCAGUAAUGAACCUAAAUUGCAAAAAAAGCAGCUUAGUUCGAACGAUACCAAGAGUUCUUUCUUGAAAAAAGAGGAAUGCUUUUCCUUGAAAAUUCCAUAAAAGAUAUUCUGUAAAAGAGAUCACAAUUUAUCUCAGCGAAGCUUUAAGAGUUAAGUAAGUGUAAUGCAUUUACAGAGGGAAACUCGCUUUAAUACUCGUGUAUUACUCAAGGUCUAUUAUAAGUUUUAUAAGUUGAAUUGUAACCAGAGUUUGAUAUCCAUUGUAGCUAUGCUUCGUACCUUUGGGGAAAAAGGAAUUUAAAAUUAAGAAAAAUUUGAUUCUAUAUGCCUUACUUUAUAAAAAAAAUCGCUUAUUUAUUUAAAAUGACUCAAUAUUUUCGAAGCCUGGUCGAGUGGCUUGCAAAGGUUAUAACUUGAUAGAUUUAUGAGGUUUCAUUUAGGUAAGUGUGCACCGCUUCAAUUAAUUGUCCACUAAGGGAUUCUGGCAGCAAAAUGAGAGACUUAUCAACACUGAAUUUCCAUGAUUUAAAUACAUGAUUUAAUUUUCAUCGUUUGCAACAUGAACGGUUUACAGUAGCUGAUGAUCCAGGUAAAGCUAUGAAAAGGAAUAGAUCUUUAUUCUCAUUUCAAAACAGUUAGUCAUUUUGAAUUGCACUGAAUUCUCUUGGGAAAUAGCUCAACUUUCUCUCCUUCUCCGGUCAAGUCUCUCGAGAGUCAUCUCGCCCGAAGUCAUGUCGCUCGAAACCUGAGUCAUGUUGCCCGAAAUUUUAGUUAUGUCGCCUGAAAAAAAAAGUCAAGUCGCCUGAUGAAACAAAUGCUAAAAACAUAAGAAUUUCAGACUGUUAAUAGGCAAUAACGUUGAAAAAAUUUUAAUCACUAACGCGCUCUUUGUUUCCGACAACACCAUGAAGAUUCUUAAAGCGUUAUUCGUUCCUAAUAACAAAGGGAAACGUUGUUCGUUUCCAACAACAAAAUGAGGCGUUUUUCGUUUGGUAUGUAACCGUUUCUUACUCACGGACGUUUCGUAAGCUUGAGAAACUCUUUCUUGGUUUCUAACAAUACCAUGAAGACUUUAACUACACAGGAAUCGAUUGUAUGGUCAGAAUUGAAAUAUGUUUGAGUAACAACUCUAAAAGUGUUGUUCGUUUCCAACAACAGAGGGAAGCGUUGUUCGUUUCUAUAACAACAAAUGGACGGAUACAGCGUAACUUAACAAAUAGAGAAGCCUUGACUGUGCUCUGUUCUGUUGUAAAGCACGCAGGAAGCGGCUAGAGCACGAAAGAAGUGUAGGGGGAAACACGAGACGUAGUCGAGUGUUUCUCCAUACUUCUUGAGUGCUCUAGCCGCUUCCUGCGUGCUUUACAACAGAACAGAGCACAGUCAAGGCUUCUCUAUUUGUUUUAUAAUAAAGAAUCCGUUAAAUUCCCCAAGAAUUACUUUCAAUUUUCAAAACAAAUCUUAUUCCCAAAGCGAACAACAGUGUCGUCAGCAUGCUCUAUACUCUCAUAAAGCACGCUACAAUAAGCCAAUUAGAAUUCCUGUUAGAAUGUUUCAAAUAAUCUGAUUGGCUGUACAAGACUAAAGCUGUCAAAAGUGUCAAACCAUCAAAGUUCAAAAACCAUCAAAGUUCAUAUUCUGCAAUGGUUUACAAACUAAAAUAGCUCGGCGUGUCGAAUUUAACACUUUUGCCUGAAGUUUUUUAGUUUCUAAUACAGGAUCUGAAAGUGAAAUGUUCAGUGAAAUUCGGCCCAAUCGUGGCUCACAAAAAAAUACGCAAGUUAUUUCACAUAACAAAUAGAAAACAAACUGUUCAAGGCGAGUGUAUUACGAAUGAACAACAGCCGAAUUCACUAAGACAAGAAGAUCGCUCGGAGUGACAACGCCGUAAAACUCGGUUGCAGUGACUGAUCUGGCCUUCCACCGACUCAACGCACCGGAAAGGUAAUCAGGGCAAGCUCUUAUUUUUUCACUCGAAGGGUAGUCGAUUUAGUUCCUGAGGCUUGCUCCACUGCGAUGACCGAAGAUCGCCAUGAUUAGCUAGCCGCGAUAGACCUUAAGUCGCUCUGACACCGUCAUGAUUAGUAUGAAUUUUAACAGUUAUGCCAGGUUAUAUUUUUCAUAAUUCCUGUUUUUUUCUAUUUGAAAUCGAAACUUUAUAUACUAUACAAGUGUUAGCUGUGUUUGAUUUUUAUUACCGUACGUAAACUCGCAAUCUAACUGAGCGUGAAAACCGUUAAAAAAACUCGGACUGUCUAUCUUGUUUUAUCUUUGAGGAUUUUUGUCUCUGCUCACGUUACAGUAACGUAAAUUACUGCGCCUGGCAUUUUUGCAAACCUUUGCUCGCUUGUUCCGAAAUUUCACUUUUAUUAACGAAAGAAAAGCUAGAAAGAAGUCCCGGAAAAGGUCGGACAUAGUACGAUUUGGCAGAUGGCGUGACAGCUUUAGCUCAGUUCUAUGCUCUAUACUCUCAUAGAGCACGCUCACAAUAGUAGUCUGAUAGCAUCAUUUCCCUUAGGAUUAGAAUAGGCAUAAAUUAUAUAGUUGUGCUCUGUUUCCUCUGGCGGUCGCAUGUAUAUUUCGAUCCGAUCAAAGUAUAUAUGAAUAGGGUAAAGCUAGCUACAAUACGAAUACGAACUGAUCAAAAUGAGCAUUCAUCCUUGCAUUGAGUGUGAUGGUGAAGUUCAACCACGCCAACAAGCCCUAUAGUGCGACGAUUACGGUCGAUCAUAUGGCACUGCACUGAAAAACUGCCUAUUCUGAUCUGAUUCUGACAAGGGAAAUGAUGCUUUCAGACUACUACCGUGAUUAAAGUCACAAGCAUAAACAAUAGACCGUUAUCUUUGUUGUUAGGAACGAACAACGCUUUUAGAAUCGUUACUAAAACAUAUUUGUAUUCCGAGCAUACAAUCGAUUUCUGUGUAGUCAGUCUUCAUGGCAUUGUUAGAUACCAUGAAAGAGUUUCUCAAGCUUACGAAACGUCCGUGAGUAAGAAACGGUUACAUACAAAACGAAAAACGCUUCAUUUUGUUGUUGGAAACGAACACCGUUUCCCUUUGUUGUUAAGAACGAACAACGCUUUAAGAAUCUUCAUGGCGUUGUCGAAAACAAAGAGCGCUUUAGUGAUAAAAAUUUCUCAACGUUAUUGCCUAUUAACAGUCUGAAAUUCUAAUCUUUUUAAUAUUUGUUUCUUCGGGCGACUUGACUUUUUUUUUUCGGGCGACACAGCUAAAAUUUCGGGCAAAAUGACUCAGGUUUCGGGCGACAUGACUUCGGGCGGGAUGACUCUCGGGCGACUUGACUGUAAACCGUUGCAUCUAGUACUCUACAUACUGGUUUGUAAUUGUAUCAGUGUAUUUAUUAAAAUACUGGAAAAAAAGUGACUAUAAAGUUAAAAAAUAUGUAGACAUUCACAAACUUAUAGUUUGAAACUUUCAUGUAACACAUUUGGAAUAUUUUUUUACCUCUUACAUGGGAAAAUGUUUCUAUUUUUAGAAGACCUUAAGGUAUUACCUGAUGAAGCCGUCAAUGUUGCGUUUCGCGAUUGGAAUUCUAAUUGGACUGCAUAUAGGUAAGUUUGGUUGCAAGAUUUAUCAAGAACAGGAUGUGUUCCAUGAAAGACGGUAUCUUGUGACAGCGAUGCCAUCAAUUCAUUUCAAUUGUGCAAAUAGUUUUCGAGUUUAAAUUAAAGUUUUUUAUGGUCAAACAAUGCUAAGAAAUGGAAAACCGAAUAGUAUACUACUGCGUAUUGGAGAAGAAACGCGACACACGAUCUAAAUCUUUAAAAAUAUAUAUAUAUAAUUAAAAAGGUUCAGUUUCCAUAGAAACUGUAGCGCUACACUUGUGGGGUUAUAACAUGACAACUUGUCUUUAUCAAUUGAGUAAAAUAAAUUAAAUUAUUAUUUUCAUUUUCUAUCCGUUGGGAUGUUAAAAAAUUAAAUAUCUAUUUCGGAUCCGCUCCAUUACCAAUUUCAAGCCAUUUCACACAAAUGCAUUUAAUAUUCCCUUUUUUAGCGAAUCAUUGUGAAAUUGUACUCUUGACUGUUGGAAAUAAUGGUAACAAGAUAUACCGUGUGAUUGAUCUCAAAACUCUUUGUAAGGGACCGAUUGCUGGUUCAGCUGGUUCAAUAGCAAUACAAAUAUAUUGAAAAUGUUUGGCUCUGGCUAUAGUUCUGUUUAUCAUGACCUUUCAAUAGUCCUAUAGUGGUAAAAUUUAAUAUUGUACCAAGUGAUCUUAGUGGAAUAUGACUUUUGGGGUAUUUGAUGCACGACUACAUGUUGAACACAAUUUUCAGUGAAGGAUUUUUCUUUUGUGAUAUCAUCUGUAUGUCGACCAUUACCGCUAAGAAUAAACCUUAUGUUUCAUCUAUCAAAUCGGAUAUUUCUUCCCAAGCGAGUCACUCAAAUUGUAUUUUUCCUUCAGUUUACUGUGUGUAAAUAAAUGAUGAUCAGGAAUUGAGAGACCCUAGAACACUAGAGACGAAUCAUUUUGCAACAGAGAAGGAGUAAAUGAAAAAAAAAGGCCUGAAUCUGAAGAUUUAUUUCAACGGUGUUUCUCUACUAAAUUCAUUUUUCUCAGGCGAUAAAUAAAGGCCAGUCCCUUAAGGUGAUUAUCUUUUUAUUUCAUGAACGCGCUCAGUGCCGCGGCCUGGCGAAGACCACUUAUGAAGCAUUGAAACUUAUAAUAACAUGUUUGUUCAACGUUGUAUCUUUAGCAGGGUUUUGUAGAGGAGAAAACGUAUCAGUCUAUUACCGUGCAUCAGGAGUUAUUUUAAAUCACAACUUCACAAAAGAGUUUUUUACGAAAAAUUGCGAGCCGUGUCGAAUUCUUGCUGAUGACGUCAAAGCUGGGGUAAGUAAUGAUAAGCUGCUGAUUGUUCUUCCAGCUGCACAGAGUAAGAUUGAACUAAAAACAAUGAAUUUUCACUCCGAGGCUUAGCACUGUAUUACGCGUAAAGCAUUGUGAUUGGGAGAGAGUCAAAGUAAACAAAUUUACUUCCAACUUAACGUUCCAUUGUGUAAGUUGUCUCAAUGUGAGUGGUGCUUACACAGUAAGCAAAUUUCCUUGGAAUUUUAAACUCGUCAUUUUUCGCUUAGACCCCUAAUCCACGAAUUCUGCAAAAUCUUACUUUAAUUUCUUUUUUCGAAUGCUGUAUUGAUUACCUACUUAAUAAACAGUUUUCUUUCAAAAAUGUUGUCACCAAACACUAUAACCUUCUCGUUUCAGUUCUGGAAAAUGUUUGACUUUUUUACCAAAAUCAAACUGUUUGAAGAUUCUGUGCUUUUAAACAAGACAUCUAAAGGUAUUUUCUUCAGGUAAGACAAAUUACAAACUACGUUCCGUAAUAUAGUGAGUUCAGUUAGAAUCUGAAUUCCUGGAUGGAAUGAAUUACUGCCACUAAUACAAAAAUGUCUUUAAACGUUCUCUUCUCUCCUCUCCUGUAUGAGCUCAGGAAAAUAGCUGUAUGGAUCAAAUUCAGAUUGAUAAUUCUUAUGUCUCUUCUCAUCUUGAAAUUUUGAUUGUUCAGACUUCCUUCACUUGGUGAGCCGGCUAUUAAUACAACAGAGAAAGAAGUACUUCAACCAGACGAAAACAAAGAAGAAAGGUAAUAAAGUAUGUUAAUUGAUUCACUAGUUUCCUUUGAUGUUUUGAAAAGCAUGUGUUUAAUAACGCUAAGUUACCAAGUUAGGUUGUGGUUUUUCAUCAUUGCAAAUGACGAUUCUAAAACUAAUGCUUGUUUCACGACAUGAAUUAAUAAAUCAUUGUUUGUUUCACAAGCUUAGCACUUUGACCCCUGAAAGUGACUAGCAUCUAGUUUCUCCUCACAAUGUCACCCUUGAAUCAUGAGAAUAAAGAAAAUGAUCACCAACUUAAAAGCUCUUGAUUGUUAAAACAAAUGCCCCUCGUCAGUACCUUGGGAAAUAGAUAGAGAAAAGUGUGGAGAAUAUAGAUAUAUAUUUACAAGAUAACCUCAUAACCUGAAGAAGACCAGAAGUUUGCGGUCAAAAGAUCGCGAGACAAACGAUACUUCCUUAAAAUGCAUUUAAUAUUCAUAACCUGUCUCUUUUAGCGGGGUCUACUUCAUCAUAGUGAUACAACUGGAUGUAAACAUGACGGACCCAUCCAAAGAUUUUCCUUUACUUAAAAAACAAAUACGAAAUGCCUGUUGGCAGUACCUCAGAGGAGUAGUGCAUUUCCAACUGUAUCCCACAGUUUGGCUUAACAAAACAAGUUUCGUUUUCGAGGUGGGACAUCAUCUAUAUCAUUCUUUAAUUGACGUAAUUCUCAGAUAACGUUCACCUCUGACAUUUUAUCUUUGUUUAGAGCAUUCUGAAGGGUACCUAUUUAGGCAAGGCACAGUCUUAAAAUUAUUGAGAAGCAAAACUUAUUGCUCAUUUCUGGGCUAUAUGUUGACAAGAAAAUAUUUGUUCUUACCGCUUAGGAGCUCCCCGAAACCCAAGUGACGAACUAUCUGGAUCUUCUCAAGGCGAAAUAUAAUUUUGAAUCGCAGAUACUUUUGCGAAAAAGCGAUGACAUCCCAGAGAGUCACCAGAACGCGCUGUCAAUCAUUUCUUACGUUGGAUGUACUUUAUCUAUUUUGGGGCUGUUUUUCACGAUUUUAACCAUCACCCUCUCAAGGUAAAAAGGAUCAAGAGACUAUGAAUCAAAGAGAUUCCUGUUACAGACCUGCUUCCUUUUCAUUUGAUUUUAACCUCAAGAAAGGAUAACAUCCCCUUAAUGUCCUAAAUGAGCAUUGUUCUAAAAUAGCGAUUCCUGAGUUGGAAUGAGGCUUAAGGCUACUGUAAAAAGAAGCGCGAAGCCUGCACGGCGUUCAAGCACAUUUCUGAGAGUAUUAGUUGUUUGUAAGAAAAGGGGUCUUAAGUAAUCUGAUUGUAUUAAACAAACUCAGGCAGUUGAGUACAAGGACGUCCAUCCCCGAGAAAAGCUGUAACCAGACACGUGUCAAAUCACGAUAGUUUUUUUUUAUGUGUGUUUCGUAUCGCCAAUCAGUUGCUGACAAGUCACUAACCCUUUGCGCCAUUCUGUCGGGUUGACGUUUGAAUGGCAAAGCAUUCGCCAUUCUCAAUCCAAAGUCGUUCAUUAAUAAAGUUUCCUUUUCUUGUCAGUAAAGGCCCAUGGUGCUUAUAUGAUUAAAAAAAAAAUAAUGCAUGUUUUCCUUUAGAAUGUUCACUAUAUAGUUCCCUCAACCCUUAUUUCUCAUAACUUUCGAUCUUCUUCGACAGGAAGCUUCGUCGCCUUCGCCAAAACCAAAUACUAGCGUAUUUGUGUGUGUCCCUCCUGGCCGCCAUAUUGCUGUUUACAUUUGGUAUCAACGGCAUGACAGGCUCAGACUCACUGGACGUUUGUAAAGCCAUAGCAGCCCUUCUUCAUUAUUUCCUACUCUCCUCUAUUGUCUGGAUGAGUAUCGAGGCAUACAACAUGUAUCAAGACCUGGUCAAAGUGUUUGACACCACAUUUAUUUCACAAAACGAGUUCAUGUGCAGGGCGGGAGUGGUGGGAUGGAGUACGUAAACUUUGCUUUGUCAUAUUUAAUGAGCCAAAAUCUCGCAAACCCUUAGUAUAUGAACCCUUGAGGUAAAGAGAAACAAAGAAAAAGAAGAGGGAGACAAAGAGGUCGAAACGAUAUCAAUUAGGAACGUGAGGAAUAUAGAUGAGGUGAACCUGGUUUUUCUCUAUUAGAUUUCGAAGAGCGAUGACAGAAUUUUUUAGAUGAAAAGAAGGUUUCUGAAAGUCUAUAUCAGAUGUAAUCUGCAUUGCCAUUUUUAUUUUAGGUGAUUUUUUUAUUACCUUUGCCGUCUUCACAUUUGCAAAUAAUUUAAAGUUGUUGUUGUCCAAACUAAUAAUUUUUUUUUGUGAUAUAAACGCUUUAAUGGCGCUUAUUUAUUUGUACCAAAGAUUUUCAAUAAAUUCUUGCAUUUCAAAGGCCUUUUCUUUAUUAUUUUGUCUCUUUGCAGUUGUUCCUGCCAUGAUUGUGGUGAUAACUGUAUUGGCUGAACCUCAGUCCUACGGCUUCCACGUCAUGGACAAGAAUAACGAAACGCUGUAAGUGAAACAUUUAUAUCAGCAGACGAUUUAUAACCACAAUAUGAUGCGUGAUCACUGUGUCCAUGUAGUUUUGUAAGAAAGGAAAUACUUUGCCAAUUAUUUCACCAUUCCUAUCAAAAUAAAGCAAUGGUUUGGAAUUGAAAAAAAUACAUAUCCCGACAGAAUUAAAAGCUAUAGUUCACGAUAACAUCACGAUCGAAAGCAAGGCAAAUUAAGACCUGCGAUAUAUAAAUUCAAGGAAAAAACCUUUACAAACUCGUCUCUAAAUCAUAUUAGUUUAUAUUAGUUCAUAUUAAUUGAAAGCAACCAUAUGGAAUCAACGAGUUUGCUUGUCUCCAUUUCAGUUGCUGGAUGGACGCAGACGCAUUCUACGGCGCAUUCCUUGCCCCAGUCCUCCUCUUGAUGGCUGUCAACGCUUUCAUUUUCCUCGCAGUUAUGAAGGAAAUCUACAACAUCCCUCACAUGUGUGAGAAGAACAACCGUCUGUCGCACUUCCGUGCUACGGUGUCCGUGUUUUUCCUCCUCGGUCUCAACUGGUUAUUCGCCGGUUUAGCUGCCACUGUUGGAACAUUGGUGUUCCAUUACUUGUUCACGAUCACAUGUUCGUUUCAAGGUUUCGUCAUUUUCCUCCUACAUGGAAUCCUUAAAAAGGAUUUUCAGGAGGCUUGGCACGUGCUCACUGCGAAAAACCGCGUCAUGGAGAUGAUUCGCAGCAGCAGCUUUGCCACACCGAUGUCCAAGACCGUGAGCGUGUCGUCCCAGUCCACCACAUUUGGGGUAAACAAGCGUGCUAAUCCCAUCACGCUGAGUGGCUCAACAGUCGGGGAGUCUGGGAUUCAAUUUCAAGUUAAUACCAGUGUAAUUAUCUCGUCUUAG
Pocillopora meandrina is the source of this 16155-nucleotide messenger RNA. The record is from the annotation of a GenBank genome assembly. Lineage: Eukaryota; Metazoa; Cnidaria; Anthozoa; Scleractinia; Pocilloporidae.